This is a messenger RNA of Arabidopsis arenosa, 367 nucleotides long. The record is from the annotation of a GenBank genome assembly. NCBI's taxonomy places the organism in Eukaryota, Viridiplantae, Streptophyta, Magnoliopsida, Brassicales, Brassicaceae.
UCAAGUAUUAGAUGUGGAAGCUCGCAAGAUCUGUAGAACCGUGGAGGAGUACAGAGGCAAAUUGUGCGGCGGUAAAAACGAUUGCCUUUCAAAAUCAACCAUUAAAGAUAAAGUUCCCAAUCUACCUAAACCAUUUAAAUGCGAUUGCUAUGAUAAUAGGGAUGAGAUACCGUAUGCAGUGGCAAUAUAUCAUAAAUGCAGAUGUUCCUUUUAUUGCUAAGUCUUAAUAAACAAAAUAGUAACUAUAAUUAAGAGUUUGUGGUAUUGACACUUCAGACAAAAUAAAAACCGUAUGACACUCUAUUGCUUAUUUUGUAACAUUUGACCGUUUUGUAUUUAUGUAAAUCAAUAAAAUUGUUUUUCAGAU